AUGAUCGACGGUGGCGGUGGUGGUGAUAGCGAAUAUUCGUCAGCGAGUGAAACAUUUAACGAUGACAACUAUGUUGCAGAGACAACAACUAAAAUUCGAAAAUCAUUAUCACUCAAUAAAGAAAAAGUUGCACCGCUUGCUAUGAAGUGGACUUUUUGGCUCGAUUCGCAAAAAUCAAAAUUUGCAUCAAAAGACGAUUAUGAAGCCGGUCUUCAGAAGAUAUUUGCUGUUGACACGGUUCAAGAAUUUUGGAGUGUUUUUAAUAAUAUACCAACGCCAAGUCGAUUAGCAAAUCGUGUUAGUUAUCAUUUGAUGCGGCGAAGUCGAAAACCACUGUGGGAAGAUCGAGAAAAUGAAAACGGUGGUAUUUAUACAUAUCGUUGUCCAAAAGAUAAAACGAAUACUGUCUGGCAAGAAUUAUGUUUAGCUGCGAUUGGCGAGCAAUUUUCGGUAAUUGAAGGCGAUGAUGUUGUUGGCGUAAGUGUACAAUCACGAGAUGGGCCCCAAGAUCUUGUACAAAUAUGGAAUUCAAAUCCAACGGAAGAAGCGCAGAAGGCGAUUGAUGAAAAAGUUCGCGGCAUAUUUCCGGAUAUAGUUUUUCAAGUUAAAUUUUAUAAAGCAAAUUCAUCACAUGCUAAUUUCGAAGCUGGUAAUCAGCAAAAAUCAAAAUAUUCAUCAUAG
Molecule: messenger RNA, 681 nt
Organism: Rotaria socialis
Lineage: Eukaryota; Metazoa; Rotifera; Eurotatoria; Philodinida; Philodinidae
Source: the annotation of a GenBank genome assembly